UCGAGUGACUUCCCGUAGAACUGCGUUCUUAGAGGUCGAAUCCUUUGUAACUUCCUCUGAACAUCACUGUUCAUCUUAUACAUUUGAUUGACGAUGGCGAUGGCGAACCCUCCAAAGCCAUGGAAGGCAGAGUAUGCUAAGUCUGCAAGAUCCUCAUGCAGGACCUGCAAGUCACCUAUUAACAAAGAAGGUUUCAGGCUCGGCAAAAUGGUUCAAUCUACUCAGUUUGAUGGCUUCAUGCCUAUGUGGCACCAUGCUAAUUGCAUACUGAAGAAAGCAAAACAAAUAAAAUCAAUUGAUGAUGUUGAAGGCUUAGAAUCUCUUCGCUGGGAGGAUCAGCAGAAAAUUAGAAAAUAUGUGGAAGGUGGUGGAACUACCAAUAAUGAUAAUGCUGUCACUAAAAUGGAAUUCAGUAUUGAAGUUUCGCAAACGUCUCGUGCUACUUGCAGGCGUUGCAACCAAAAGAUUACGAAAGGAGAGGUUCGCAUAUCCUCGAAGCCUGAUGGUCAAGGAGCUAAGGGACUGGCAUGGCAUCAUGCCAACUGUUUCAUGGAAGCAUCCCCUUCUGUUCAAGUGGAAAAAUUGUCUGGAUGGGAAAGCCUCCCAGUUUCUGAUCAAGCACUUGUUCUUGGACUGGUUAAAAAAGUUUGUCCCACUGCUAAGAGCGGAACGGAAACAGAGAUAGAAGGAGGGAAAGAGCUUGAUCAAUUGACUUCAAAAGCUGGUACAAAACGCAGAAGAGACAACAAUGGGGAUCAGAAGUCUAAAAUUCUGAAGGCUGAGCAUGGUGUGUCGACAAGCAGGGCUGGAUCUAAAGGAAUUGUUAGUUCAGCUGAGGAGCAGCCCAAAGUGUCAGACUUGGAAAGCAAACUGGAGUUUCAAGCUAAAGAACUCUGGGCGUUGAAGGAUCUGUUGAAAGAACAUGUGACAACAGCAGAGUUGCGUGAAAUGCUUGAAAUAAAUGGUCAAGAUUCAACAGGAUCAGAACUUGAUUUGCGAGAUCGUUGUGCCGAUGGAAUGAUAUUCGGACCACUUGCUAGCUGCCCAGUUUGUUCUGGUCCCCUUCGAUAUUCUGGAGGCGUGUUCCGGUGCCAUGGCCACUUAUCAGAAUGGAGUAAGUGUUCUUAUUCUACUUGUGAGCCAGAGCGAAUUAAAAGGAAGUGGAAAAUCCCAGAAGGAAAAGAUAAUCAAUUUCUUACUAAGUGGUUUAAAUCACAAAAAGGCAAGAAACCUGUUCGAAUUGUGCCACCUGCAUCCGGUAAAACUUCUGCAAGUGGAGCAGCUAAUGGCAUGUCUCAGUCAUCACAGAAUGAAAAUUUGGGAGAUUUAAGUGUUUCAAUUUCUGGAGUAGCUAAGGAAUCAAUAGAAGAAUGGAAGAGAAAAAUUGAGGAAGCAGGUGGACAGUUCCAUUCAAAGAUCAAGAAAGGUGUUAACUGCUUAGUUGUAAGUGGAUUGCUUGAUAUUCAGGAUGCUGAAAUGAGGAAGGCGAGGAGGAUGAAAAUAUCAAUUGUCCGAGAGGACUACCUGGUUGAUUGUUUUAAAAGACAGAAGAAGCUUCCAUUUGACUUGUACAAAGUUGAAGCUACUGGUGAAGCAUCUAGCAUGGUCACAGUCAAAGUGAAAGGACGAAGUGCUGUUCAUGAAGCUUCUGGUCUACAAGAUUCUGGUCACAUCCUCGAGGAUGGAAAAAGUAUCUAUAACACGACAUUGAGUCUGUCUGACUUGUCAACUGGUGUCAAUAGGUGUGUUGUGCUCAACACCGUGAAAAUGUUGGAAGCUUUACAAGACAUUGAAAUAGCUUCAAGAUUGGUAGGCUUUGAUGUUGAUAAUGAUGACUCCCUUGAUGAAAAAUAUAGGAAGCUGCAGUGCAAUAUUACUCCCCUUCCUCAUGAUAGUGAAGAUUAUAGGUUAAUUGAGAAGUACUUGAAGACGACUCAUGCCCCAACACAUACUGAUUGGACUCUUGAACUUGAGGAAGUUUUCUUGCUUGAGAGGGAAGGGGAACUUGAUAAGUUUGCUCCACAUAGAGAAAAGCUUGGGAACAGGAUGCUUCUAUGGCAUGGAUCUAGAUUGACUAAUUUUGUUGGAAUACUUAGCCAAGGACUGAGAAUAGCGCCGCCAGAAGCUCCUGUGACUGGCUACAUGUUUGGUAAGGGCGUUUACUUUGCUGACCUAGUCAGCAAGAGUGCUCAGUAUUGCUACACUGACAAGAAAAAUCCUGUGGGCCUUAUGCUUCUGAGUGAAGUUGCUUUAGGAGAGAUUUAUGAACUCAAGAAGGCCAAGUAUAUGGACAAACCUCCCAAGGGAAAGCACUCAACAAAAGGACUUGGGAAGAAAGUACCACAAGAAUCAGAAUUUGUAAAGUGGAGGGAUGAUGUUAUUAUCCCCUGUGGUAAACCUGUUACUUCGAGUGUGAAAGCAUCUGAGCUGAUGUAUAAUGAGUACAUCGUUUAUGAUACAGCUCAGGUUAAGAUGCAGUUCUUGUUAAAAGUAAGGUUCCAUCACAAGAGAUGAAGCGGGGUGAUAAAUGAAUUUUGGUAAAGCUUAUUGGUAACGAUUAUGCUGUGCCAAGAUGUUUUGAGCAUUAUCCCUGUUAGCAGUCUUGAUAAGAUCUCAUUUUGGGGGUUGAUCUGGAGAUCUUUGAAGUUGUGUAUUUGGCCAUGUAAAUGAUAUUUUCUGAAUAAUCUAAGGAGAAAGCUUGAACUUGGAUAUUUAAUAUC
Carica papaya (papaya) is the source of this 2720-nucleotide messenger RNA. The record is from RefSeq and is a predicted model, not a curated record. NCBI's taxonomy places the organism in Eukaryota, Viridiplantae, Streptophyta, Magnoliopsida, Brassicales, Caricaceae.